Molecule: messenger RNA, 1231 nt
Organism: Cynoglossus semilaevis (tongue sole)
Lineage: Eukaryota; Metazoa; Chordata; Actinopteri; Pleuronectiformes; Cynoglossidae
Gene: lactb2
Product: lactamase, beta 2
Exons: 6
Coding region: 104-1012 (302 amino acids)
Cellular component (GO): mitochondrial matrix
Molecular function (GO): RNA endonuclease activity; single-stranded RNA binding
Source: RefSeq, a predicted model, not a curated record
GCAGGGAGACGGCACUGGAAAUUAAAAAAUAAAAAUAAGUUCUUAGAUUCGUAUUCUUCGUUUAACGUUGAUUGAAGUUGACACGUGCGUGUCGUGGUAAAAGAUGACACACAAACAGAGAGUUAACUUUUCCACCGCAGUGAUGGUGGAAAUGACAAAUAUCAGACAUUUAAACUCAAGUUUUGACUUUGAAAAUGAAGCUCAACCGAGGUACGUCCAAAGGCGCGUCCUGAUCGACACGGGAGAAGCCGCCGUUCCUGAGUACAUCUCCAGCCUGAAGCAGACGCUGAGCCGCUACAACAGCAGCAUCCAGGAGAUCGUCGUCACGCACUGGCAUCACGACCACAGCGGAGGCCUCGACGAUAUUCGUCGACACGUCACGGGUUCCGAGGUGCGGGUCAGCAAACUCCCUCGCCCCGACCACGCCAAAGAGACGGGCGGAGAAAGGAGCUACACCUACCUGAAAGAUGGGGACGUGGUCCAGACAGAGGGGGCGACACUCAAAGUCCUCUUCACUCCCGGUCACACCGACGACCACAUGGCACUGCUGCUGGAAGAAGAGGGGGCAGUCUUUUCUGGAGACUGCAUCCUGGGUGAGGGCACGGCCGUGUUUGAGGACCUCCACGACUACAUGAAGUCCCUGGACGUCCUGCUGCAGCUGCGGGUCGACCUGAUUUACCCCGGGCACGGCCCCGUGGUUCAUGACGCUGCCUCCAAGAUCACGCACUACAUCAGUCACCGCCAGCAGAGGGAGCAGCAGAUCCUGGAGGCAGUUCUCGAUGCAGACGGGAAACCAUUAACGUCCAUGGAGCUGGUGAAGGUCGUGUACAAGGACACCCCUGAACAUCUGCACCAGGCUGCCAACGUCAACCUGCUCCACCACCUGAGGAAACUGGAGAAGGACGGAAAGAUCAGCUCAGGUGAGUGGACCACACCUGACCGCGGGCGCCGGGUUUUCACCAGACUACCGCGCUCUUUUCUCUCUCGUCAGUUACAGAGUCGUCAAACAUGAAGUGGAGGAGCAACCUGUGACUGAAACAGUUUGUGGAACUUCUCUGAUCCGGACCUUUGACCUCUCUGACUUUUGGUCACAUGGCUGCGGCGGUGGGUCAGUUUGGGCCAGUAAUGCUUGCUAAAGAUGCAGUACCAACUUCGAACAGCAGGAGGCAGCAUUCUCACAGAAGUAAACAAGAGAAUGUUUGAAAUCUGAAUUAAAGAAUACAAAUCUAAA